Pygocentrus nattereri (red-bellied piranha) is the source of this 1140-nucleotide messenger RNA. RefSeq names its product EEF1A lysine methyltransferase 2 (gene eef1akmt2). The transcript has 6 exons. NCBI's taxonomy places the organism in Eukaryota, Metazoa, Chordata, Actinopteri, Characiformes, Serrasalmidae. Gene Ontology annotation, molecular function: protein-lysine N-methyltransferase activity. Gene Ontology annotation, biological process: peptidyl-lysine monomethylation; peptidyl-lysine dimethylation. The record is from RefSeq and is a predicted model, not a curated record. Gene Ontology annotation, cellular component: cytoplasm. Bases 16 to 801 code for a protein of 261 amino acids.
UAUUUAGCUGCUGCAAUGGCUUCAGCCGAGAGCUCACAUGUGUCGCAGAGCUGCUCAGAAGAGGGGCAGGAUUUUAUCCCAUCAAAACUUGGAACAAAAGAGUACUGGGAUGAUGCCUACAUGAGGGAGCUCCAGACUUACAAAGACAUUGGAGAUGUUGGAGAAAUAUGGUUUGGGGAGGGAAGUAUGAACAGAGUGAUCAAAUGGAUGGAGAAACAGAAUAUACCUGAAAAUGCUGCUAUUCUGGACAUUGGCACUGGAAAUGGAGUCUUCCUUGUAGAACUGGCCAAACAUGGUUUUACAAAUCUUACUGGGAUAGACUAUUCCAGUGCCUCCAUAGAGCUCACAAGAAAUAUUCUGGAAGAAGAGGGCUUAAUAACUAUUAAAGUUCAGGAACAGGAUUUUCUGAAUCUUAGCACUGAUUUCAAAGAUUUUGACGUAUGUAUAGACAAGGGCACCUUCGAUGCCAUUAGCUUGAAUCCUGAAGGACGAGAUGUGGCAAAGCUGCAGUAUGUUACUUCGCUGAGAGCUGUUUUGAAGCCACAGGGUCAGUUUGUCAUAACUUCCUGUAACUGGACCAAAGAGCAACUUCUGCAGAUCUUCAGCCCAGGUGUGAACCCUCCACCCAUAUUUGGGUACACAUUAAACACAAAUCGCUGGUCUUGGUCUGCUACCCUGGUUCAUUUUGCUGUUCGUGGUCCCCACCAGACAAGGGAAUUCAAUAGCAGACUAUGCUUUUGUCAUCAUCUAGAAGAAGAUCAGCACUGUACUGUCUACAAGACCAGCAAUGACUUGACAUAAUCUCUGUUUUAACAUUUAACUCAUGAUACUCUCAUGUCAUUAUUAUAGCAGAUUUGCUGGUAAUAACAGCAGACAAGCAAUGAAAUAGCAAAGCAAUACUGUUUUUGGCACAUGUAUUACAGAGACCUGAUUAGUGAAUUGAAAUUGACAAAAGCAUUCAAUCAUACAGUGAAGAUCAAGAAAGGUUCAUUUUUAUGGCUUUGGCUGUGAUUCACAUAAGUUCUCUGUUUCAAUACAAAGUAGAAGUAGAAUAAUAUUUUUAUAUCAAGAGUAUAUGAGGUAUAGAUCUGAAUGUUGUACUUUGAAGCGCUAGUGAAGGUUAUUAAUGGCCAUUUUUGG